This is a messenger RNA of Durotheca rogersii, 1737 nucleotides long. Its product is annotated as carboxyl transferase. Gene Ontology annotation, cellular component: mitochondrion; methylcrotonoyl-CoA carboxylase complex. NCBI's taxonomy places the organism in Eukaryota, Fungi, Ascomycota, Sordariomycetes, Xylariales, Xylariaceae. The transcript is spliced from 2 exons. Gene Ontology annotation, biological process: L-leucine catabolic process. The coding region runs from base 1 to 1737 and encodes 578 amino acids. The record is from RefSeq and is a predicted model, not a curated record. Gene Ontology annotation, molecular function: methylcrotonoyl-CoA carboxylase activity.
AUGUCCGCAUCCAGAUACCAGAGGAGCCUGCUCAGCUUCCCACGCCAGUUGAGCCGCCAAUGCCUUCGAACCCCUCGCCGGUUUCCUCAUCGCCGUCUGUGUGCUCGAACUGUCUCGUCCUACACUGCCCCAUACCAGGCAGAGGCUAUAUCGGUGAUAAAGAGCAACGUGGAUACGUCUUCGGACGAGUUUAGGGAAAAUGAGCGGCUCAUGGGCGAGGCGAUGGCUCGCCUGGAGCUACUAACGAGCGCCGCGCAGCAGGGCGGGCCUGCGAAGGCGAGGGAUAAGCACAUCGCGAGGAAGAAGAUGCUGCCGCGAGACCGUGUUACCUCCCUAGUAGAUCCGGGCACGACCUUCAUGGAGCUAUCGCCCCUCGCCGGCCACGAGCUCUAUCCCGAAGCAGACGUGCCCGCGGGGGGCAUCAUCACCGGCGUCGGUGUCGUAGAAGGCGUUACGUGUGUGAUUGUGGCUAACGACAGUACGGUCAAGGGUGGCACAUACUACCCGAUUACUGUGAAGAAGCAUCUGAGGGCCCAGGCUGUCGCUCAGGAGAAUAACUUGCCCUGCAUAUACCUAGUAGAUUCGGGCGGCGCGAACCUCCCACACCAGUCGGACGUGUUCCCGGACCGCGAGCACUUCGGCCGCAUCUUCUACAACCAGGCGAGGAUGAGCGCCCAGGGCAUCCCCCAGAUCUCCGUAGUCAUGGGACUCUGUACGGCGGGCGGGGCCUACGUCCCUGCCAUGAGUGAUGAGAACAUCAUCGUGGAAGGCCAGGGCCACAUUUUCCUGGCCGGACCGCCGUUAGUUAAAGCUGCUACCGGCGAAGAAGUGUCCGCUGAGGAACUCGGUGGUGGCGCGAUGCAUACCUCGGUUUCGGGUGUCUCGGAUUAUCUCGCCGUAGACGACGCGCACGCCAUCGUGUUGGCGAGGAGAUGCGUCAGCAACCUGAACUGGCCGCGCAAGGCCGCGCCGUCGCCCCAAAGCUACUCUGAGCCUUUGUAUCCGACCUCGGAACUCCUGGGCCUAGCCUCGACGAACCUCCGCAAGCCCUUACCGAUACGUGAGGUGAUCGCGCGGAUCGUCGACGGCUCCCACCUCGCCGAGUUCAAGCGCGACUUCGGACCGACCCUGGUGACAGGCUUCGCAAGCAUCUACGGCCACCGCGUGGGUAUCGUGGCCAACGACGGGAUCCUGUUCGGAACGUCGUCACAAAAAGGCGCGCAUUUCAUCGAGCUGUGCGCGCAGCGCGGCAUCCCCCUCGUCUUCCUACAGAACAUCAGCGGAUUCAUGGUUGGGGCCCAGGCAGAGCGUGAGGGCAUCGCCAAGCACGGCGCGAAGCUGGUGACGGCGGUUGCCUGCGCUGACGUGCCCAAGUUCACCGUGGUGGUGGGCGGUAGCUACGGCGCGGGAAAUUACGGCAUGUGCGGACGCGCGUACGGACCCCGAUUCUUGUGGAUGUGGCCGAACGCGCGGAUCGGCGUCAUGGGCGCCGAGCAGCUGGCCAACGUGAUGGCGUCGGUGAGCCAGAGGGGCGGCGCCGGCGCCGGCGACCCGGACCUGGUGAGCCGGAUCGAAGGUGAGAGCGAUGCUGUCUACUCGUCGGCGAGGCUGUGGGACGACGGCGUAAUCCCGCCCCAGCAUACGCGGCGGUACCUGGGCCUAGGCCUGCGGGCCGCGCUGUCGGGUCGGAACGAAGUGCGUCCCGGUGACACCAGAUUUGGGGUCUUCCGGAUGUAA